AUUACCAAUUAACAAUCAUGGAAAAUGGGCGACCCACAAAGGCUCUUCUCAAUGCAAUUCGUGGUGGAAAAGCAUCGGAGGUUAAGAAUCUGGUAAGGUCUUCAAAACUCUCUAAAAUUACUGAGUACCCGUUAGUUUAUGAUGCGGUGGAUAGUGGCAGCAUUGAAAUUAUUCAGAUUCUCAUCAACAAAGGUGCUGAUAUUGAGAUAAGUGGCUCUAAAGGGCUGACGCCUCUUCACCUUGCCGUACUGAGGGAUAAUGAGGAACUAGUCAAACUUCUUUUAAGUCUAGGAGCUGAUGUUCACUCGGAAGGCAAAUACGGGAAGCCAUGCAUUCGAACUGCUGUCGAGAAGCAGAACCUUCGAAUCAUCGAACAGCUUUUAUCUCAUGGUGCCAAUGUCAACUAUAGGUAUCCUAAAGGUGGGAGUAUUCUACACAUUGCUGUUGAGGCAGGUCAUGAAGACCUUGCUGACCUAUUACUCAGAUUUGAGGCGGAUGUGGAUGCCUUAAGAAACGAUGGCUCAACCCCUUUACACUUGGCCAUAAAAAAAGGUAAUAUUUCUAUGGUUCGUAAGCUAAUCAAACAUGGAGCAAAUAUCAACAUCUCCCUAACAUCGGUUGGUCAGAGAGGGCGGACUCCUUUGCGUUUAGCGCUUCGCAAAAAGAACUAUGAGCUUGCAAAAUUUCUCCUCAAUCAUGGCGCUAAUCUCAACUUGGAGGAUUAUGAAGGGUCUCCGUUAUUUUCUGCCUGUAAGGAUGCAGAUGUGGAGUCAGUUCAGUUUUUGUUACAAAUGGGUGCCGAUGUGAAUAGAAAAGGGAAGAAUGAUAGCACACCUUUACACAUUGCUCUCAAGCAAGAGCACUUAGACAUAGUCAAGCUUUUGUUGAAACACGAUGCCAAUAUUAAUGCUAGUGAUACUGAAGGCACCCCCUUGCAUUUUGCUUGUAAGGCAGGCAAUACUCACCUAGUAAAGUUCCUGUUAGGUGUGGGUGCAGAUGUGAAUACUACAUGUGAAGGUAGUACUGCUAUUCACCUUGCCUUUGAGCAAGGGCACUUGAAUGUAGUCAGGCUUCUGCUAGAAAAUGGUGCUGACAUCAAUGCUCAUGGCGAAAAUGGCACCCUACUGCAUUCUGCAUGUAUGAUGGGGAGCUUGGAACAUGUGAAGUUUCUGUUAAAAAAAAGCGCUGACAUCAAUGCUCCAGGCAGCGAUGGCACACCUUUGCAUGUAGCAGGGAAACGGGAUCAUCUCCAUGUUGUGAAAUUCUUGUUGAAGAAAAGAGCAAAUAUCAAUGCACUGGAUGAUGACGGAACCCUCUUGCAUUGGGCAUUUAAGGAGAACAAUUUAAAGCUUACAAAAUUGCUUUUGGAGAAUGGUGCUGAUGUGAAUGUCGAGGACAGUGACGGGUGCACCAUACUGCAGUUGGCUGUGGAGAAGCCUAAUGUGGCGAUGGUUGAAAGAAUCUUAAAGCUUUGCCCUGAUGUUAAAAAUGUGAGCAAUUGCAAAUCUUUUUAUUAUGCCUUAAAAGAGUCUGGCCCAGAGUACGUGAAGAUUGUCAAAAUGCUUGUUCAGUAUGGUUUCAGUGUGGAACCAGAGGAUGCUGCCAACCCUGAAUUGCUCCAUCAGGCCAUCAUAAAAGGCUGCUAUGAAAUUGUAGAGGCCUUACUAAAAUUUGGGGCAAAUGUCAAUGAAACAAAGGGCCAAUCCAAGGAAACGCCUCUACAUCUUGCUUCACGACGGAAAUCAGAGAACAUCGUCAAGCUGUUGUUAGAGUAUGGAGCAGAUGUUGAUGCUAAAUGCAACCAGGAAAGGACGCCUAUGUUCGCUGCUGCGAAGAGAGGACUUCACAAGAAUGUUGAGAUGCUGCUCAAAUAUGGUGCCAACAUGGAUUCGAGUGAUUUGGCUGGCAAAACGCCGCUUCACAUAGCUGUUGAUGUAGGUGUCUAUUUCGGUCAAGAUGUCAUUAAACACUUGCUUGAGAACGGUGCUGAUGUUAACCGUAAAUGCAAAGAGGGACGAUCCCCUCUUUUCAGUGCUGCCGACAAUGGACUUCUUCGAGUUGUUGAAGUCCUUCUCAAAUACGGCGCCAGGAUUGACUCAGAGAACCCAUAUCAAACUGCUAUCCAAACUGCUUUCUGGAAUAAAAAUGUACUCAAGUCUCUGCUUGAGUACGACUUCACAAACAGUGAGCUAGUAACACGGCCAGAGGAAGAAGACGACCCCUCAUUCUACGCUGUCCAUGCAGGGCUCACACAUCAAAAGGCUGAGACAGUCGAAAUCCUAGUUCACCACUUUGUCAGAAUGAAGGCAGCUGGGCUCUUUAGCAAUCACCAGAGCCCCAUGCCUACUGCUUACGGUGACGGAAUUGAAGUGAGCGAGUUUCAGGGCAAGUGCGAGGCCGAAAUAGCUCGUGCUAAGACUGAAUGUGUUGGCAAGACCAAUAUCACAUUCUUCAAUAUUUUGACAGAUAAUGUGAAUAAGUUAGCUUGCUAUGCAAGGAAUAAUUGCAUUGCUCAGGUUUUCAGAUCUGAUGAGUACAAGUCUCGCUUUCCCAUGUAUGGAAGUAUCCUCCAUUGUCAGUUCCAGAAAGGGGAGGUUCGCAAAGGACUGUUAGAGCAGGGUGUAAAAUAUUUCCCAGUCUUAUAUCGGGCUUUCUACUGUCUACCUCUUGAUCUUAAAGAAGAGAUCCUAAAGUACUUAACUGAUAGAGAUCUAAGAGUUCUCAUCAGUUUUUCAAAGCGUAUUCAGGAACAACUGCGAAAGAGCUAAUUCCCAAAUAGUCAAACUCUCGGAACUGUAUACAUUUCUAUUUCUCUUGAAUAUCCCUAGUCUGAAGUUGAGUAAUUUAUUUAUGUGCCUACUUUAAUUUUUUAUUUAAUUGUCAAUUCUUUCCUGUAAAUUGCAUUUAGUGAUACACACAACCAAACUCUGGCAAAGCGCAAAAAUUCAGUUAACUUUUUUGUUCGUAUGAGUAUGCUUAAAGCACUCAAUAAUUGGUUAUACCAAUCAUUCAUAAGUGAUAUAAAACUUUAUUUUAUCAAUACUAAUUUAUUCCAAAUUAACCAGCACAAUGCUGAUUAAGUAAUUUGAGUUACUUUUUUUAACUUGACCCAUGCAUUUAUCUUUUGUAGGGGUAACAUUUAUCUUUGUUUUGUCGUGAAAAUUGUUCAAAUUAUUUUCUCCAAGUUAUGAAAUGGAUUGGAAAACUUGGUCUCUAAUUCUUUCUUCAUUGUACUUUUUAGAUCGUUGAUUGAUCUAUAGUCUCAGCUUUUAAAAAGUGACAUGCCUUUCCACAAAAAUCUACAGGCUUCCCUUGGAAUCGUUAGAAACGAUGUGGAAAUCACCUUUUAUCCUCCAGUUUUGAAAAAAAAAUAAACUUUCAUUGCUCAGUUAAAAGACUUACUUAGGUACCCCGCAUGUAUCUUAUUUUUCUCUUUAAGAGUUUUUUGUAUUCUUUUGUGGACAUUUGUCUACUGCUUACUUGCUGUAAUUUUCCCCUUUUUUUGGACAGCAUUCUGCUUUUAAAAGGAGAGAGAAAGUGAUGAUAUCUCAUUUAUCAACAUUUCUCGAGACAAGCUUCAUCUACAAUUUGAAUGAAUGUAUCAUUUUUGGGAUCACCUAAACGAAGUCCCUUUGAAGAGUAAAUGACAUCAACCUUUUACUGCUUUGUCAACUUUUCAGUGAUUUUUAAUUUUUAUAAUAUUUAUUGCCUUAAAGUCAAAAGUAUAUUUUAAUGGACUACUAGACAGGGUACGAAUUCAAACAUUAUAUUUUUUUGUUUUUCAUCAAAUUUUUAAGUAGAACACGAUUUGUACCAAGCAAAUUAUUUGAAAAAGUAACUCCUAACAGAACUGUUAACGUUUUUCGAUGCAUAAUUCAAACUUAUUCAUGCUCAUAUAAAGAACAAAAUCUAGUUGAGUCCUACUUGAGUUAAAUCACACACUAAACAAUACCGUCUUUGCAGUCUAGUCUUUGCAGUAAACCUCAAUAUCGGUGCUUCGGCUCAGCCUCUGCACGUUGUUUACUUGAAACGACUCAGGGUGGGAAAGGGACACUGCUUAUCAAGAAGCCUGUCAAAUCCGUCGUAGCAUGCGCCAUUUGAAGUAGACUUACGUUUUUCAUAAGCAAUGAUGAACCUAAACCUUAAUAUUUUGGUUGGAAGUUGAUUUCAUUAAUUCUCGUUGUGUAAGUUGUGUUACACAUAAAAUUUCAAAGAGGAAACUUAUGAGAAUGCUUAAAUUUGUACCUUGUCCAGUGGUUCAUUACCGUAAUCCAGUUUCUCAAAAAAACUGAAAAUAUAUUUCUAAUUAAGGUAGUUAGUCCAAGCAUUUAAAUGUGACAAAAUUUGGGUCGAUUGUACAUCAUUUAGGUGAAAAAUCUGAGUCAACUGUGAGUUUUACACCAAAAAAGAGUCUUCAGCCCUCGCCCAUGAUUAGGAAGAACCAUUUGCCUGAAAAGCGUUCUAAAAAACGCCAUGAAAAAAAUAUAUUGAUUAGGAAAGUUUGCAUCUCAUAUUGUAUUUGCGUUUGAUACUAUAGUCAUUACUUUAAAGUCAACUUCUAUUUUCAUUCUUUUAAAUCGUUCAUUUUUUAUGUGCAAUAAAUGGUUCUGGAGAGUCACAUAUCGAUGGUGAAACUACCAGACCAUGUAUCUCGGUUUGCAACGUUCCAGACUUCCUGUCAUACUUUAUUUUUUCAACGUAAAACUACUCCACGUCAAUUCUUGAAAACUUCUGUGAUUUUUCUUCUUUCUGCAAAGAAAAUUCUAUAAUAACCUCAAGGAAUGAUAUUGAUUUGUUCUCCUUCAGAGAAAUAAAAUGGGGGCGGAGAUUUUUAAAAACAGUAAACGAGAUGUGUGAUUUGGUAGUUUUACUGUCGAUAUGCAGGUGCUGCAAUCUUUUUUUGGUAGGAAACUCUUUCAAUACUGACAAAUCAAGAAAGAAUUUAUACCUGUUAUUUUUAAAUUCUAGAUAAAGUCAUGCAACUUGUCAGUUCGAUAUGUUUCUAGUCACAUUAUUUUUUGUUUUGUAAUUUUUCCUGUUCAUUUUUCAACAAAUGAAUUAAAUUCAAAGCUACUCCAGUUUUUAACCUAAGUGAUGCGAUACGCCCAAUGGUAAUUCAACUUUAACUGGACUUAAGGAUGAAUUAUCUGAAUAUCAUCUAAAUAAUCCUUUUUUUCUCUUUUUAUUUCUGAUCAGUUUAAAUAAGAUUGAGUUAAACUCAUAUUGUCUCGUAAAAGCUAGUGUUCGGUGAUAGUCUUGUCAAAAUCGAUAUUUUCACUUACUUACAAAGAGCGUCCAGUCAACUGCCAUUAUCAGAUCCAGCAAAGUGGCAUCAUUGUCUUUCCUACUUUUAAACCUAUGGAAAUGUAUCGAUCCUUGGAGGGGCCAGGUGCUCUGACAAGAAUCGAUUAUUUAGCAUAGGUUUUAAUGGAGGAAAUCCGGUGUUGUCAAGUUGCUGGAUCUGCCUCUGUCAACUGCUUGGUUUUUUUUUACGUGGCCUCUAAAAAUUACGGACUCUAAGCACUCAUCAACAAUCUGUCUACUCCAUCACCAUCGUUGGGAAAUAGUGCUGAAAAUGAGCAUUUACCCCCUCUUAGCUUGAUGUAACUUAUCCACAUUUUAUCGCACAACCUGUUAACCUUGCUCAUUACCUGUAUAAUACGUAGCCUUUCUCUAGAGGCCAGUAGUGUUGAUAAGAGCAUUCUCGUUUUUCUAUCUCUGUGAAUACUCUCUCUUUAUUUUUCAUUCUCGAUUUUUUUUUUUUUCAAUUUAUUUUGUCUCUUUCCCUUUCUUCUAUAUUAUUUGACCACAGUCUCUUGUUAAAGUUUUGUUUUAGCCAUUUUGGGCAGAAAAGACACCAAGUGAGCUUACGUUUUGUGUUUAUUGUAUCUUUUAGGUACAGAAGUUUAGGCCUUUGAACUUUAAACGAUUCUCAAAAGAUCGUUUUACUUAACGUCUCUUUUUCUUUAUAUUUUGUCAAAGAUAUUAUCUUUUUUCCUCUCCAUUUUUCUUGGAUUAUUGCUUGUUUUAGAAAAUAGCAAAAAAUAUGUUAGUUUGAAUGCAUUGGAAACUCCACUCUGCAAUUUACAAGCGGUUUUUUUUUACUUUUUGUAGCUUGCCAGUGCUUGUAAAUUUCCAUUCCAGGGAAAAAUUUUCUUUUACUUCGGUUUUUACAAAAACCUUCCAAUGGUAAAACCUCUUCCAAAUACGUACCAAUUUCUUUGAUGUCUUUCCAUUAUUCCAUGUAAAGGGUCUUUUUGCAUGAUCUUCAUAGCCAGUUCAUCCUGUCAACGAUUGUAUAAUUUAUAAAAAAGUUUGUAUUCCUUUUAUCGUUGAAGCCCUACCUUAGUCAAGUUUAUUUUUUCCAUUUUUUCUCCGUUACUGUUUGUACAGUGUACAAUUGAAAUACAUGAAAUGAAACACAAUUAA
Messenger RNA from Bemisia tabaci, 6429 nucleotides. RefSeq lists its product as uncharacterized. The record is from RefSeq and is a predicted model, not a curated record. NCBI's taxonomy places the organism in Eukaryota, Metazoa, Arthropoda, Insecta, Hemiptera, Aleyrodidae. Gene Ontology annotation, molecular function: protein binding.